This is a messenger RNA of Cornus florida, 1303 nucleotides long. Its product is annotated as homeobox-leucine zipper protein ATHB-13-like. The record is from RefSeq and is a predicted model, not a curated record. Gene Ontology annotation, molecular function: sequence-specific DNA binding; DNA-binding transcription factor activity, RNA polymerase II-specific. The transcript has 3 exons. NCBI's taxonomy places the organism in Eukaryota, Viridiplantae, Streptophyta, Magnoliopsida, Cornales, Cornaceae. Gene Ontology annotation, biological process: positive regulation of DNA-templated transcription. The coding region runs from base 213 to 1091 and encodes 292 amino acids. Gene Ontology annotation, cellular component: nucleus.
CAUCUCUUUUCAAUUGAAGAAAGUCUAAUUUAAUUUUCUCUUUACCUUAACAAAUAAAAAUAUGUGAUAUAUUAAGUCUCCCUAUUCCUCCUUUCACACACUAAACCUGUUCACCUCUGAGUCUGCAUUUCUCUCUCUCUCUCUCUCUUUCUCAACAUGAGAAUCAGAGCAGAACCACGGUUUAUAGAAUAUUGGUGGCACAAGUCUAGGUCAUGACUUACAUUGAAAUGGCCUUCUUCCCAACCAAUUUCAUGCUACAAACUCCUCAUGAAGAUGAUCAUCAUCAUCAACCUCCUACCUCUCUCACCCCAAUUCUCCCCCCUUGCUCUUCUCAAGACUUCAAUGGUGUUGCUUCACUACUAGGGAAGAGAUCCAUGUCAUUUUCAGUGAUGGAUGUUUGUGAUCAAGAAACUAAUGGGGAUGAUGAUUUGUCUGAUGAUGGAUCACAAAUGGGAGAAAAGAAGAGGAGGCUAAACAUGGAACAAGUGAAGACACUUGAGAAGAACUUUGAGUUGGGCAACAAGCUUGAGCCUGAGAGGAAAAUGCAGUUGGCUAGGGCUCUUGGUCUGCAACCAAGACAGAUUGCUAUAUGGUUCCAGAACAGGAGGGCAAGGUGGAAAACCAAGCAAUUGGAGAAAGACUAUGAAGUCCUCAAGAGACAGUUUGAAGCUAUCAAAGCUGAUAAUGAUGCACUCCAAGCUCAGAACCAAAAACUCCAUGCAGAGAUUUUGGCACUUAAAGGUAGAGAGCCAACUGAAUCAAUCAACCUGAACAAAGAAACUGAGGGUUCUUGCAGUAACAGAAGUGAAAACAGCUCUGAUGUCAAGCUAGAUAUCUCAAGAACACCACCUAGUCAUGACAGUCCUCUAUCUACCAAUCCAACAACAAGCAGACCUCUCUUUCCAUCAUCAAUUAGGCCUAUAGCUAGUACUGGUGGUGUUGCACAACUCUUCCAAAACCCUUCAAGACCAGACCUCCAAUGCCAAAAGAUUGAUCAAAUUGUCAAGGAAGAGAGCUUUUCCAACAUGUUCUGCGGUAUUGACGAUCAACCGGGGUUUUGGCCAUGGUUGGAGCAACAACAUUUCAAUUGAAUUGAACCCCAAUUCAUCAUGGCGUAAAUGGAAUUUGGCACCAUGCCAAAAGAGACUAAACACUUUCUAUGACUUUAAAAUUCAUGUUUUGGUACUUGGACUUGGUGUAUAAAUUAAGUAGCAUGCAUAAUCUUUUAUGUUGAAAUUAAGGUGUCUUUUGCAGAUCAUUGUGGAGGAAUAAAAAGAGUAUGUGUCUUUGCAUUUAUAUACAA